AUGAUUCUCCAAACGAUCGCUUUCGAUCUGAAUAUUCAUCUACCUCAUGUCAAUGUCCUUCAGAUUAUGGAAAAAGUCGAUAAAGACGAACAUUACCGCUCACUCAAGUCGUGUGCCUUCUAUUUUGCCACAGAUGUAAUCGCCGUAACCGACUGGUGUCUCCGCUAUUCGGCCGCCUCAAUGUCAAUUGUCAUCAUCUAUUUAAUGGCGGCGUAUGCCAAUGUUCGGAUAGAACGCCUCUUCGCCGACUUCAUGACAGAGGGCUCUCCAUGGUAUGCACAAUUCGAUGAGACAAUGAAUGAAGACAAGUUGAGAGAAAUGGAACGAGACUUCAUCCAAACCUAUCGUAACAGUUGUCAAUUCCAUUAUGCGUCGAAAUAUAACUUGCGUGAGAAUAGACCACCACUCGACCAUCCGGAUGUCAGGAAAAUUGAACGAACUCGUGACGCUCGAAGCCACAGCCCCAUGAUCAAUCAUCAACAAGUUCCAGAUUCCACACAGAACGGAAGGCCACGUGGAUAUGUGCCAAAAGACGAGUUGACAGUGGAGAGAUUGAACAAGGAGCGGCUAGUUGAAGAGGAACGACGAAAACGAGAUCAUGAUCGAAUGGCGGGAAGAAUUGAUAACUCGACGAGCAGUGAAAAACGCGCCCGCAUCGAUCCUCUCUCCAAUAAUUUCGUGACGUCUCCAUCGAUGACGUCAUCAGUUUCGAAUGGGAAACUCCUCCCACCGCCUCCAAUACCUCCACAACUCAACUAUCCACCACCACCACUUGGAGGAUACUCAACGAAUAAUCAACAGAAGAGUCAAAUGAAUCGACGACCGUUUGAACAGAUGACAACCACGUCUUCUGGGUCACCGGCGUUUCGAGCCAGUGCCCGCGCAUUCGACGUCGCCCCAAUGUUGACUCCACCAGUCGCUCCGAAACUUCAAAAUCUCUCGGAUUCUGAUAUGGAUUUGGAGGAUGGAGAGGUGGAAUGA
Caenorhabditis remanei is the source of this 981-nucleotide messenger RNA. RefSeq lists its product as uncharacterized. The record is from RefSeq and is a predicted model, not a curated record. The coding region runs from base 1 to 981 and encodes 326 amino acids. NCBI's taxonomy places the organism in Eukaryota, Metazoa, Nematoda, Chromadorea, Rhabditida, Rhabditidae. Gene Ontology annotation, molecular function: cyclin-dependent protein serine/threonine kinase activator activity. Gene Ontology annotation, biological process: regulation of transcription by RNA polymerase II; positive regulation of DNA-templated transcription, elongation. The transcript has 10 exons. Gene Ontology annotation, cellular component: cyclin/CDK positive transcription elongation factor complex; nucleus.